UCUACUUUUUUUAUCGAUUUCUCUAUCAGUCUAACUUUCUCUCUCGCCCCGGCAGGAGGAAGAGCAGAUCCUGCUCUCUCUACCUCUCUCUCUCAAGCUCUCUCUAUCUAUCCCUAUCUAUAUCUAUCUAACUCUUUAUCGAUCUAUCUAUCCAUCUCUCUCUCGCUCAUACAGGAGGAAGAGAAGGUCCUGCCCGUCAUCGACCUGAGCCUGGCCAAGGGUCACACGCGGGCCGGCCUGGUGAAGGAGCUGCACGAGGCGCUCACCACCGUGGGCUUCAUCUACCUCAAGAACGUGGACGGCUACGACGAGGAGGCGCUGCUGCGACACUCCAAGUGGUUCUUCAGCCUGCCGAUGGAGCAGAGGAUGGCCAUCUCCAAGAAGUCUUUCAACCCUAAGUGCAGCAACGAGUACCGCGGAUACUUUCCUGUCAUCCCCGGCGCCGUGUCCCACAAGGAAGCCUUCGAGAUCGGGCCGAAGCAGGGGAAGCCGAAGGAGGGACUCAUAUCGCUGGAGGAGAAGUUCAUCAUCGAGGACAACCAAUGGCCUCUAGAGUCUAGAGGAAUCCGAGGAGGGCAGGAAAUUCAGGGUCAGACAUGGAUGGAGGUCUACCACGAGAAGAUGACCGAGGCUUCGCGGGAGCUGCUGAGCCUGAUCGCGGAAGGUUACGGAGCACCCAGCGACUUCUUCGCCGACAUCUUCAGGGAUCCGCAUCUCUCCACGCUCCGGCUCAUCCGCUACCCGGCCAGACCCAACACGACAUAUGAAGCCCGUGACGGUGACGCGGUGAUCCAGACGGCCGAACACCAGGACACCACGAUGGUCACCCUGCCGGCCACCUUUGCCGAGUACCCGGGGCUGCAGGUUCGCUGGUGGAAGGACGACUCCAUCAUCGACGUGACGCACAAACCCGGCCACCUCGUCAUGAACAUCGGCCAGCUGCUCUCCUACACCAGCGGCGGGGCUCUCAAGGCUACCAAACACCGCGUGAUCGACUGCUGUGGUGAUAGGCUGUCCGUCCCAUUCAUCCUGGAGCCACGGUUCCACGCCAACGUGAACGUGGUCCUGCCGGGGUGCGAGCAGAGGGAGAGUCAGCCCAAGUAUUACGGCCACUGGCUCUUGGAGGGGAUCAGAAAGUGGGCCGAAUACAAGGAUCUCUGCAGGCGAAUCGAAACACAGACCGCGAAGACACUGUAUGAGGGAGAAGAAGAUGAGGAUGAAGUGAUGAUGUGGAAGAAAUAGAUAGGAGGAAGGGGAAGAGG
Eriocheir sinensis (Chinese mitten crab) is the source of this 1262-nucleotide messenger RNA. RefSeq lists its product as uncharacterized. NCBI's taxonomy places the organism in Eukaryota, Metazoa, Arthropoda, Malacostraca, Decapoda, Varunidae. The record is from RefSeq and is a predicted model, not a curated record. The transcript has 6 exons. The annotation marks the transcript as partial.